CGCCCGGCGCAGGCCCGCCUCCCCGCCGGGUUGGAGGCCGCUUCCUGAAACGCCCGGAGAUCCGCGGGAGGCUGCGCCGGGCGCCACCGAGACUUCAGGCCCGGAGCUCUCCCGGCGUCUCCGGCUCUCCCGACCGCCGUUCGUGCGUGACACCGGGGCUCCAGGCGGAGUAGUAGGCCCGUCCCGGGCGCGUGGCCGCGGCCUUGCGCGGUGCGUCGUGGCUGCGAGAAGGGAGGACCCGGUGCCGCUUCCACGCGCUUUCCCAGACGCCGGCUGUUUUAUCUCACCCCUUUGCCAGAAGAAGUCAUGCCACCAAGAAGAAAUGGGAAACCUAAACUUCCCAUUCCACUUCCAGAAGGCAAAGUUCUGGAUGAUACAGAAGGGAAGCAAUGGGUACUGGGCAAGAUGAUUGGCUCUGGAGGAUUUGGAUUGAUAUAUUUAGCUUUCCCCCCAAAUAAACCAGACAAAGAUGCAAGAUAUGUAAUAAAAGUGGAAUAUCAAGAAAAUGGUCCAUUAUUUUCAGAACUUAAAUUUUAUCAGAGAGCUGCCAAAAAAGAUUGUAUCAAGAAAUGGAUAGAACUCAAACAGCUUGAUUAUUUAGGAAUUCCUGUGUUUUAUGGAUCUGGUCUGACUGAAUUCAAGGGACGAAGUUAUAGAUUUAUGGUAAUGGAAAGACUAGGAAUAGAUUUACAGAAGAUCUCAGACCAAAAUGGACCUUUCAAAAAGGAAACUGUCCUUCAACUUGGUAUUCGGAUGCUGGACAUAUUGGAAUAUAUACAUGAAAACGAGUAUGUUCAUGGUGACAUAAAAGCAGCAAAUCUACUUUUGGGUUAUGAAAAUCCAGAUCGGGUAAGUACAGUUUAUCUUGCAGAUUAUGGACUUUCCUACAGGUAUUGUCCCAAUGGGAACCACAAACAGUAUCAAGAAAACCCAAGAAAAGGCCAUAAUGGGACAAUAGAGUUUACCAGUUUGGAUGCCCACAAGGGAGUAGCCCUGUCCAGAAGAAGUGAUGUUGAAAUCCUGGGCUACUGCAUGCUGCAGUGGUUGUGUGGGAAACUGCCCUGGGAACAGUACCUGCAGGACCCGGUGGCUGUCCAGAAUGCGAAAAGAAAUCUUUUAGAUGAGCUUCCAGAGUCAGUGCUUAAAUGGGCUCCUUCUGGAAGCAGUUUGUGUGAAAUAGCCCAAUUUUUGAUGUGUGUUCAUAGUUUAGCUUAUAAUGAAAAGCCAAACUAUCAAAAACUCAAGAAACUUCUCAACCCCAAUGGAAUACCUUUAGGACCACUGGACUUUUCCACUAAAGGACUGAGUAUUAAUGCAACCAAUCAAAUUGAUUCCAAAAGGGCUGCAGCAAAACAAGCGAUUCAGAUGCAAAACAAGUUAAUAGAAAAAGUCCGCAGUGAAAGAAGUGCUAAGUCCUUUGCAACUCCAAGAAAAAUGGAGGAAGAACAUCAGCUGUCAGGGUCAAUGCACAAGGACACAGCAGCACAGGAAAGCACAAGGAGAAGACAAAAACAUCCUGAAUCUUCAGAACUUUUCAAUGGAGUAAAGAACUUCCCACAAAAAUAUAAUUAUAUGGAAUUUCAAAAUUCAUUUUGUGAUCCCUAUCAAAAUUUUGCCAGUCAGGGUGUGAUCAAGAAGUCAAGGUCUCCAUCUUGUUAUACAUAUACUAACACAGUCACAGAUUUAGAAAGUUCUAAAGGACUCUGGCCUACAGUUUCCCAGUUUACUCUGAGCGAAGAAACAAAGGAAGAUGUAUUUUAUUAUGGCAUCACCAUACUUUUGCUUUUGAUGUUAGUAUGUCUUGCUUUAUAUCUUCUCUGAAGAUAUCAAAUAAAACCUCUCUGACAACUU
Molecule: messenger RNA, 1851 nt
Organism: Dipodomys ordii (Ord's kangaroo rat)
Lineage: Eukaryota; Metazoa; Chordata; Mammalia; Rodentia; Heteromyidae
Gene: Vrk2
Product: vaccinia related kinase 2
Exons: 13
Coding region: 307-1821 (504 amino acids)
Biological process (GO): peptidyl-serine phosphorylation; signal transduction
Cellular component (GO): cytoplasm; nucleus
Molecular function (GO): ATP binding; protein serine/threonine kinase activity
Source: RefSeq, a predicted model, not a curated record